Messenger RNA from Odontomachus brunneus, 994 nucleotides. RefSeq lists its product as uncharacterized. Bases 138 to 731 code for a protein of 197 amino acids. The record is from RefSeq and is a predicted model, not a curated record. The transcript has 4 exons. Lineage: Eukaryota; Metazoa; Arthropoda; Insecta; Hymenoptera; Formicidae.
GGGACAUAUGAAAAGCACAAAAACUUCUUUUGCCGCCAAACGUUACGUAGUAAAAAUCAGUAAGAGAGUGAUUAUAUUGGGUUGUACUCGCAUAAAGUUUAGUCAAGAUAGUACAAAAUUAUUACGCCGCUUGCAUAAUGGGCGUUACUGUUAUCGCGGCAUUAAUUCUCUACGUUGUAAUCGCAAAAGUGAUAGCCGCAAGCGUAAUAACACCGGCAACAGAUACAUCUUCGUAUCUUGAUGUUUACGAUGAAUCUAUUGCAAAGGCAGACAACAAUAAUUGUGGGUGCAUUCAAUUUGAUUGCGGAUGUUGCCAAUAUGUAAAAUGGAAUAUAGUCCCGUUAAAUGGAAAGUUAUGUGCUAAUGUGAGCUACUGGGAACAUGAAUAUGGGAUAUCAGUCACAGUGACUUACAAUGAUUUUGUAAUCUUCAAUGAGACAGUUUCAGCUCGAAACCCACCACCUAUUUGUUUCGGAGAAGAUAUUGUGGAUUUAAUUGAAGUUGGAGUUUGUUUACAUAUUUAUGAUAUAGAUAUUGGAUAUAAUAUGUUUCACGCGUGUUUCGAGGUCCUAGGAGAAUUUAUACAUAUGAAGGCACUUUCAAUAAAAUUAGGUUGUGUCACUACCAAGCUACAGAAACAGUUGGAGUAUGUAGAUGAUGAUAGAGUUUUGCAAUUACUUCAUAAAAGAAAAAUUAAAGAUUUAAAAAUACCUAAUGUGGUCAUGGUAUAACAAGUAUAUAUCGCUACAUGUUUAUUCAAAGCCAAUCACAGUGAGUACAUGAGUAAAGUUUUGUCUAAAAAUUUGAUCAGCAUAUAGUGAUUAUUAUCGAUGAUGUCUGUAUAUGCUCAUACAAGGCACACUACUGUGUCAUUGCAAUAAUUACAACUUCCCUUAUUUGUAAAUAUUCAUUGUGUGCAUGUCUUUUGUAAAUUUAUUAUGCAUGAAAUGAGAGAUAAAAGAAGAAAUAAAAAGAAUAGUUAUGAUAUACUAAA